AUGCUUCGUAUGCUCUGGAAUAUUGCCUCGGGCCUUGUACACGGCCUUGCUUUACACAAGACGUCUCGUACCGGUAUGGCAGGGUUGCAUUAUCCAGCGGUGUGGAAAGCUCGGUCUGGAUUCCUUGACUGUGAUGUGAACCUACACCUUAACAACUCGUCGUAUCUCUAUAAUAUGGAGCUCGCUCGCUGGCACUUCACUGCGGCUAAUGGCGUCCUUUGGCAAGCCGUGAAACAUCAGCGAAUGUUCUUAGCGGCAUCCCAAGCCAUUCGGUUUCGCCAUGGCAUUCUUCCGUUUCACGCGUAUGAAGUUAAGACACAAAUAAUAUAUUGGGAUGGACCUUGGAUCUACUUUUUGCAACAGUUCCAAGACUCAUCUAAUGGUAAGCAGUUUGCUGAAGGGUUGUGUCGGGUCAUGGUCAAACAGCGUGGAGAUGGCGUGUCACUUGAAAAAAUGAUCUGCGAGGUUUACGACGGGCCGAUUCCCUCUCAGCCUGCCAAGAUGCCCGAUGUUGUCAAAGGAUUUCUCGAGUGGGACGCGGCGAGUCGAUCAAGCAUGGAGAUGGCUCAUGAACGUCAGAAAGCCAACACUAGCAACAAUUCGGCGCCACCAAAGCCCAAGAAACUUGUAACUCGCAUCUGGAUGGAAAUGCAGCGCUCCAUGAAUCGUCCGUAA
This is a messenger RNA of Peronospora belbahrii, 675 nucleotides long. NCBI's taxonomy places the organism in Eukaryota, Oomycota, Peronosporomycetes, Peronosporales, Peronosporaceae. The record is from the annotation of a GenBank genome assembly.